Molecule: messenger RNA, 624 nt
Organism: Chionomys nivalis (European snow vole)
Lineage: Eukaryota; Metazoa; Chordata; Mammalia; Rodentia; Cricetidae
Product: CD209 antigen-like protein C
Exons: 6
Coding region: 1-624 (207 amino acids)
Source: RefSeq, a predicted model, not a curated record
AUGGGCGACUCCAACGAAGAGAGAGAGAAACAUCUGUGCUCCUUGGGGUGUCGGGACUGCAAUCCUUUCUUCCCUACACUGCAGCUCAUCUCCCUCGUGCUCUUGGCUGCUCUCCUUGCGGCUUUCCUUGUCAAAGGCUCUGAAGUUCAUAGCUUCCAGGAGCAGGAGCAGGAAAAGCAACGCAUACACCAGGAACUGGAACAAUUGAAGGCUGGACUAGACCGCCUGUGCCGCCCCUGCCCUUGGGACUGGACCUUCUUCCAAGAAAACUGUUACUUCUUCUCCACAUUUAAGCAGACCUGGAUGGAAUCUGUCACUGCCUGCCAGGAAGUAGGGGCCCAACUCGUUGUCAUCAAGAAUGAUAAGGAACAGAGCUUCCUGCAGCGGAUGUCUGAGAAGAAAGGCCAUGCAUGGAUGGGACUGUCAGACAUAAAAAAGGAAGGCAAAUGGGUAUGGAUGGAUGGUUCACCACUGCAAUGGAGCAAAUAUUGGUCUCCAAGGGAGCCCAACAACGUGGGCGAUGAAGACUGUGCAAACUUUUCAGAUAAUGGAUGGAAUGAUAGUUUAUGUCUCACAGAGCAAUUUUGGAUCUGCAAGAAGCCUGCAUCUCCCUGCUCUAGGUGA